AGUAGACCACUGGAUGUUGUAAGUUAGUUAUUUAAUUUUUACUCUUGAAUGCUUUAGUACAAAGGCCGUAUUGAAUAUAUACACAAUACAUGUGUACACAUACAAAUCAUAAGUCAAAUCAGCGCUGAAUUGGGCUGAAUUAUGAAGGGCAUAAGAGACGUUUGGGACCCAAAAGAGUCAACUCUUCUUCUUCUGAGUCAAAUGAUCUGACUCCCUAAAAAGCACUGAACUCCCCAUUAGAAAAUUUAAUUUUUCCUUUGAAUGCUUUAGUACAAAGGAAGUAUUGAAUAUAUACAUGUUAUAUGUGUACACAUACGCACAAGUCUAAACAGCGCUGAAAUUGGAAGAGCCGGCUCCUCACCAAGAAGAGCCGACCCUUCUUGAGGGAGUCAAAUGAUCUGACUCCCUAAAAAGAACCGAACUCCCCAUCACUAGUACAUCUACAGUAGCCCAGAGCAGACAAACUAAAUACCGAGUAGACCACUGGAUGUUGUAAGUUAGUUAAUAAUUAAGCUGCAGCCUCUCAUUACCAACAUGUCAACACCGACACUGGUUUUAUCCACAUGGGCUCAGAAUGUGGACUCACUCCUCUCUCAGUGAAUGAGUAAACCAGUGGUGGCCCAGUAUGGCUCACAGUGCAAGGAGGAGAGACUGCCCGGAGCUGCCUGACUUCUCUCUGCUCAAGAGGCUGGCCAGAGAUCAGCUCAUAUACCUGCUGGAACAGCUCCCGGGGAAGAAGGACCUCUUCAUCGAGGCAGAUUUGAUGAGCCCAUUGGACCGCAUCGCAAAUGUGUCAACACUAAAGCAACAUGAAGUCGACAAACUCUACAAAGUGGAACACAAACCUGUUGUCAGCACUUCAGAUCAGCUCUGUUUUCUGAUCCGGCCAAGAAUACAAACUGUGAAAUGGAUAUGUGAUGUGGCCAAUGCAGACAAAGCAGCAGGAAAAUUUAGAAGAUACAAGAUCAUAUUUACCCCUCAGAAGUUCUACGCGUGUGAGGCGGUGUUGGAGGAGCAGGGCAUCUUUGGUGAUGUGACCACCGAUGAAUGGGCUUUCAACCUUCUUCCGCUUGACGACGACAUCAUCAGUCUGGAGCUGCCCGAAUUCUUCCGAGACAAUUUCCUGGCGGGAGACCAGCGGUGGGUGAGGACAGCCGGCAGCGCUCUGCACCUCCUUCACUCACUCUACGGCCCAUUCUCAAAGAUCUACGGGAUCGGACGAUGUUCAAAGAUGGCGUACGAGUCGUGGAGGGAGCAGGUUGAGGAGGGAGAGCAAAGAACUCAUCAGGCUGAGAUAGGAAAGGUUUUUCUCAUCGACAGAGAUGUGGACUUUGUCACUCCUCUGUGUUCACAAGUUGUCUAUGAAGGACUCGUGGAUGAUAUAUUUAGGAUCAAAUGUGGAUGUGUGGAGUUUGGGCCUGAGGUUACCUCCUCGGACAAAAGCAUGAAAGUCAUGCUGAACUCUCAGGACAAGGUCUUCAACGAAAUCAGAAACGAGCAUUUCUCCAACGUCUUUGGCUUCCUCAGUCAGAAAGCCAGGAAUCUCCAGACUGCUUAUGAUAAGCGUCGGGGGAUGGACAUAAAGCAGAUGAAGACGUUUGUGUCGGAGGAGCUGAAAGGGUUAAAACAGGAGCAUCGGCUGCUUAGUCUACACAUCGGCGCCAGUGAAUCGAUCAUGAAGAAGAAAACGAAGCAGGAUUUUCAGGAGCUGCUCAAGACUGAACACUCAUUACUUGAAGGAUUUGAAAUCCGUGAAUGCAUUUCAUUCAUAGAGGAGCACAUCAACCGACAGGUCUCCAUGAUAGAAAGUCUGAGGCUGCUUUGCCUUCUGUCUAUCACGGAAAACGGACUCCUGCCAAAAGAUUUCCGCUCUUUGAAAGCGCAGUAUCUACAGAGCUACGGUGUGGAUCACCUGCUCACGUUUGCCAACCUGAGGCAGUUGGGGCUGCUGGUGGAGCAGCAGCCGGGUGAAACACUGACCGUGAUGGAGAGCAAAGUGGGCAAACUGGUCAACGACAAAACCGCAGGAAAGCUGACUGACGCCUUCUCCUCGCUCGCAAAGAAGAGCAACUUCAGAGCCCUGAGCAGAAAACUCAACCUGGUGCCAAAGUCAGAUGAAGAAUAUGACCUGCGUGUACCACGAGACAUGGCGUACAUCUUUAGCGGUGCAUACGUCCCUCUGAGCUGCAAACUCAUCGAGCAGGUGCUGGACCGAGACGGUUGGACGGGACUUGAAGAAGUCACCAGGCUGCUAAACGGACACGAAUUUGCUGUUUCAGGAAGCACUGGAGGCGAUUCAAAAACAAAGAGCGACGCUCAGCGCAUCAUCCUCGUCAUGUUCCUCGGCGGCUGCACGUUUUCAGAGAUUUCGGCCCUACGUUUCCUCGGCAGAGAGAGAGGUUAUAAAUUCAUCGUGGUGACGACUGCCAUCACAAACAGUUCAAGACUGCUGGAGGCUUUGCUGGACAACCAUGCAUGAAGCACAGACAGAAACUACAGACACAUUCCUGCAGACACCUUGUCAUGCAUCCCCCUGCAGUACUGACAUUACACACAAACGGUCCGUGUCAUACAACCAAACAACUGCAACCAUGUAUAAAGUGAAUAAAUGUUUUUAACGUGUU
This is a messenger RNA of Larimichthys crocea (large yellow croaker), 2624 nucleotides long. RefSeq names its product VPS33B late endosome and lysosome associated (gene vps33b). The coding region runs from base 626 to 2479 and encodes 617 amino acids. NCBI's taxonomy places the organism in Eukaryota, Metazoa, Chordata, Actinopteri, Sciaenidae. The record is from RefSeq and is a predicted model, not a curated record. Gene Ontology annotation, biological process: vesicle-mediated transport. The transcript is spliced from 24 exons.